UACAUGAUCAGAUAAAUUCUAAAAUGUUGAAUCAAAAUAUUAUGAGUGUUUAACUAUUAGUUUUAUCAAAAUGUCUGCGCCGUUUACUAUAUUAGAGCAGCCUAUUGAUCCUUCGGCUGUGAUAUGUCGCGGGUGUCUCGCAGAAUCGGGAGAAAUGAAAAAUAUUUACGAAUGGGGCCUAGCAGAGGACUACUUUCGAAUUACAGCUGUUGUUGAGACGCUCAGAAAACCUGGCCUAUCGGAAAUGUUGUGCUCCAACUGCGAACAGACCUUGAUCAGCUUCAAGCAAUUCCGGAAACAGUGCCAGGACUCUGACCAUCACCUGAAGAGCUGUCUAAAGAAGAAGAACAAACGUAAAAACGGCAAGAACGAGCUCAUAUGCGAACUCCGCGACAAAAAGCUAGUUAUCAAAGUACAGGCACCGGAAACUGAAGAGAAAAUACUCCUGCCCUGUCCGUUCCAUUGCGAAGACACAUUCGCAAAGAAGAAUGACCUCUACGGCCAUUUGAAGAAGGUCCAUAAUGUCUCCGAAGACUUUGCGGUGGAACUUCAGUACUACUGCGCAGUAGCGAAUUGUGUGUAUAAUGUUAAUUCCGGUUCACAAAAAUGCUUCUCAGGUAGGAAGUUUUUGAAUCAACAUCAUAAUAAAGUCCAUCUUGUAAAGGGGAUUGUCUGUAAAGAUUGUAAAACUUCAUUUUCAGUUGACGUUGAUUAUCAACGCCAUAAAAAAACAUGUAACUUCGUCUUUAUCUGUCAAAUUUGUAAUGUCAAAUAUUCAAAUAAUGAAGCGUUGUUAGUGCAUUUGAUGCGGAAACAUCCCGAUGUACAUAAAAUGUAUAAAGAUGAAAGGAAAGCCGAAAAGCGUAGGUUAACCGAAAAUUCGGAUUCGAAACCAAAUGAAGUAACGAAAAUACCAAAUUUCACACCGGUUACAACUGAUUCUGAGAAACAAAACACAAAAACAACUACUCCAUCUGAAAAUCUAGAAUUUAAACUUGACAGUCCUAAAAAGGCAAGUACUCAAGUUCAAGAAAUAGCUAAUGACGUCACGUUACUGUCAUGGCCGAACUACGAACCGCGCACAGAUGACAAUUCGACACAAACAUUCGAAAACACAAUUUCUAUGAAUGAAGAUAUGUAUUUUCCCGAGAUCAUAUCGCUCUCAGACAUACAAACACAGACUCUAGAGUUUGGUUUGAGUAAAUCGAACAAGGAAACUCAGAUAAAAAGCUCAGAAACACAAUCACCAGACCUUAGUAUCAAAGAAACACAAACAUGCUUCUGUCAUUACGAUGCUCCGAAAACGAAUUUUCGUCUUUUUGAGAAUCUGACGUCGACUGAAACUCAAACGCAGUCAGCUGAUCGCUUUUCAGUCAAAAGUGAUGUCCUGUUAAGUUUCAAUUCGGCUGAAACACAGACAUGUUUCGAUGAUUCGAGUAAUGAUAGUUUGUGACAGUCGUGCAUGAAUCCGAUGACUGACGAUUCGGAGUUUAUGAAUUUUUAAAUUUUUCGAACUACUAUUUUGGGCAGAAAUAGCUUUUUACUCUGAGUUAGUCACCUUAGUGAGGCUGAUUCGCUAUUUAGGGCCGAUUUUUCAAUCGUCACAUAACUUAUCUGAGGAAUAUGUUUGACGUUUUGACAGCUUUUUUAUAGAAAACAUGUCAAACGGCCAUAUUUAUACCUCAGAUGGAAGUUAACCGAUGAUUGAAAAAUCGGGCCUAAAUGAUGCAACGGUUUACUCACACGUAUUUAUCGGGAUUGCCCGACUAGUUUCGACUCGCGACCCCAACGCAUCAGCUCACGAUUAAGGACUCCUUUGGGUCCGAAACUAGUCGGCCAAUCGGGGCAUCAUUUAACAAUUAUGUGUGUUUUUUCUAUCUAUAAAUGAAUAAAAGUGUAUAUUAAGCAUGCCGCAAAUAAACACGUUUUGACAUACGAAAAAAUCGAGUGAAAUUCGCGACUCUGAUUAGAUUCAAAUAGGUUAAAAAAAUUGCAAGUAAAAUUGAUCACCCAUCAAAUUUAUGACCGUAGCAACGUUGCAUUACAUCAUUUUUUAACUCUCUAGCUGUUACGAUUAAUGAGAUACAGUCUGAUGACAUACAGACGGAUAGCUAAGUCUUAGUAUACGUUUAGUAAGUCGAAUAUAUUCCGAUAAUUCUUAUAAUUCAUUACAAGGUUUUUUUUAGUAACUUAUACGUCUCAAAUCACGUUUUUCGUACAAAAUAAGUAUAUAAUAUUAUAAUUAAGCUAAGUACCAUUUUUAUUAAAUGUUUCAAAUAUGAGG
Messenger RNA from Trichoplusia ni (cabbage looper), 2284 nucleotides. RefSeq lists its product as uncharacterized. NCBI's taxonomy places the organism in Eukaryota, Metazoa, Arthropoda, Insecta, Lepidoptera, Noctuidae. Gene Ontology annotation, biological process: regulation of transcription by RNA polymerase II. Gene Ontology annotation, cellular component: nucleus. The transcript has 3 exons. The coding region runs from base 71 to 1453 and encodes 460 amino acids. The record is from RefSeq and is a predicted model, not a curated record. Gene Ontology annotation, molecular function: DNA-binding transcription factor activity, RNA polymerase II-specific; transcription cis-regulatory region binding; zinc ion binding.